AAAUCGACCGUCUCAGUGACUGUGUGUCACUGUUGGGUCUGAAAGCAGAAUGGCUGCAGCAAAGGUUGCAUUGUUGCUGCUGUUAGCAGCAAUCGGCUGCAAUGCAGCACCGGCUCCAGAGGAGUGCCAGGGUCUGGCCAAACGGCUGCCCACCAAAAAUCUGCAUGAGAUUUACGGUGAAUGGGUUCUGGUCUGGUCCGUCUCUGACUUUCACGCUGGCCAAGAUUUACUGGGGAACUUAACCAGCUCCCACGUUGAGUUCAGACUCCUUGCUGACAACAAAACAAUCGAGUACCUUGAGAAGAACAAAUUCUCCAAUUCCUGCACCUCCUACUUUAUCAACUUGACGAUUCCCUCUGACGACGGUGAACACCACACAUUGCCCACUCAUUCAAUCAGAGUGGAGAAGGACGGAGUGGAGGUGGAGUGGAACGACCCGGCGAAUGUUGAAUUCUACGAGAGCUGCGACGACUGUCUGCUGAUGACCUUCAAAUCUUCACGGAUGAAAUUCCUGCUUAGCUACAGGAGGGAGGGUUCGCACCGGGAUGUGGAGCAACACAAAGCCGCCCACGAUGACCAUAAGAAACUGGCCGAGUGUCUGGGAGUCCCACAUGACAAACCGUACACCUACGACGGAGUGGCAGAUUUCUGCCACAAGAAGUCCGCUCCAGAAUCAAAACAGGGCCAGUCCUGAGUGGAAUGAAGAGGAAGAGUCAACCUCUAUGAAGAAAGAGCGAUUAAAACACAUUAAAAACCUAUUAGCAUGUCUG
This is a messenger RNA of Poecilia latipinna (sailfin molly), 770 nucleotides long. Its product is annotated as saxitoxin and tetrodotoxin-binding protein 1-like. The coding region runs from base 50 to 694 and encodes 214 amino acids. The record is from RefSeq and is a predicted model, not a curated record. The transcript is spliced from 6 exons. NCBI's taxonomy places the organism in Eukaryota, Metazoa, Chordata, Actinopteri, Cyprinodontiformes, Poeciliidae.